Messenger RNA from Chara braunii, 3410 nucleotides. NCBI's taxonomy places the organism in Eukaryota, Viridiplantae, Streptophyta, Charophyceae, Charales, Characeae. The record is from the annotation of a GenBank genome assembly.
ACGAUCUUUUGUGCGACAUGUACGCUAGGCCACUUGUAGCGCCAGCUGUUUGCCACGUGGGAAUGCGACGUGGCAUAUGGCACAUGCCGCCAUGAUCUUACACAUGGCGACAUGUGAAACGCCAUGUGUAAAUCCAUUGCGCCAGCUGUUUGCCACGUGGCAUUACGUGUAACGUCGUGUUUGUGUCAGAUAGACGUACGCAACGCCGCGUGUCAUGAGCUGAACACGAAGGAGAUUUUGCUCUUGACGAUUCCUCCUCCUCCCCCUCCUCUUGUUGUUCUGCUUUCGCCAACUAGAGGAACCUAUGAGGUUGUGGAGGAAGCGUAUUCCCAAGAGAAGAAGUUGCAGAGACAGCCUAGAGGACUCGACAAACUUUCGACGGCGACAAGGGAAGCUUUCAACUCGUUGCAGCCAGGGCCAUGGGAUCGUCAAGUACGAGAGGAGUUGGUUCGGGAAGUCAAUCAGUUUGCAGCAUAUGUUUUUCCUGGUUCUUCUGUUGUUCCGUUUGGAUCGUACCGGAUGGACAUGUACAGCUGGGAUGGAGAUCUUGACCUCUCCCUCGACGUACCCUCAUCUUAUUUGCGCCAAGGCCUGCAAGUCAUUGCUAAUGAUCCUUCGUAUGGAUUGGAAAUCUCCCGCGAGGACAAGUUAACCGUUCUACGAAAGCUCGCGCGAUACUUGCGAAAUUAUGAAAGCUCAUCGAAAAGUGUGCGUGCUGUGAAUUUGGUCAGCAGGGCAGUAAUUCCAGUGCUGAAAUUUGUCGAUUCCAAGAGCGGUGUGGAGUGCGAUAUAUCCGUUGGGAAUAGGGAUGGCGUUUUCAAAUCCGCACUGAUCGGCAUGAUCGGGACAAUCGACAUCCGGUUCAAACAGCUAACCUUCUUGGUUAAGGCAUGGGCCAGAAAAAACAAGAUAAACGAUGCGAAGAAUGGCAGCUUGAACUCUCUGGCUUGGAUACUGCUUGUCGCGUUUCACUUGCAGACGAGAGAUCCGCCAAUUCUGCCUCCUUUCUCGUGCAUCCUUCAUGGCUCAAAAGCUGCAGAUGAAGGAGAUGGUCCACAGGGGCUGGUAUGCACUCCAGAUGAUCAGACGCUCGCCAAGUGUCAACGGCGAAUUCAGCAGUAUAUCUCCUCUGGAUAUGGCCAAGACAACACUGAAUUGCUUGCUGAGCUUCUGGCAUCCUUCUUCACCAAGCUCUCCGCUGCUUCGAACCUUUGGCACAAGGGAUUGUGUGCGAGCACCUAUCAUGGCCGAUGGAUAAUCAAAACGUCAUUCCCGAAAGAGAACAACGAGACUUUCAUGGCGGUGGAGGACUUCUUAGAUCGGGAUACGAAUUGUGCCAGAGCAUGUCGGAAGAGAGAAUUUGAUGAAAUCACUGCCGUAGUGAAAGCUACUUUGCACAUGGCCGUUAACGAGAGGCCACUGAAGCAUGAAUCGCUGAUGGAGUAUAUUUUUGGCCCUGUGGGAAGACGUCGACCAGGUCAGCCAUUGCCAAGACAUCCAACAUAUAGACACCCUGACAUGCGAGUCCAACCACAGUAUACACCUCCGUUUCUUCAACAGCAGCAGCCUUGGCAGCAGCAGCAGCAGCAGCUGGGAUGGGUAGGGCAGCCCCCGCCCAUGGAUGGAGGGAUGGGGGGGUUUGGCCCCGCAACAGGAUACAUGCCAGUUCACUCACCAAGGAUGGGGCCUUACCCAGGCGCUAACCAGAUGGGCAUGCCAGGGAAUGCAGGGUUUGAACCAAAGAGGAAGUGGGACGGCAGUAGUGGCUAUGGCAAGUGGAAGCGACGCCGUGCAAGCUUCUAAGGAAGGGGCAUCUGCACACCAGGACUCUCUGAACUGAAUCUGACCUCAAUUACGGCUGGAUGCAGUGAAAAAAAGGUCCUCAUGUGAGUAAGCCCCUCAAGUCGUGUGCAUCCCAGAACCCCCCCCAAGUCGUGUGCAUCCCAGAACUCCCCUCAGUCGUCUGAGCAACAAACAGCUUGGUCGCAGCAUGAGUGGUUGGUAGGUGUAGGGAAACUCCGCCAGCAGAGCGGAGCAGAAAGGUUGGUAUUGUGGUAUGGGUGAGAACUCCCCUCGAAGGAGAAAGUCCAUCACGCCAACACCUUCCUGGAUGUAUCUGACCAUGGAAGGGACAGAAUUCUGUUGAAGUAGGCCAAGUGCAAAUGUAUCUGAUAGUUGAGCAAUGCGACCGUCGCCGCAAGGUACGUUUAUGGAAGCGCAAUUGACUGGACCGAUCACUACAGUUGAUUGGUAUUGUGGCAUGGAAUGAAAUGAGCUUGGUGGUAUGGGAUCAAAGAGGAUCCACAACAUUGAUGUAAAUAUGAUGAGGCCAUUCAUUGCGUUGUUGCUUUCGUACUUGCUGAGCGAGUCCGCUUUGAGCUUGCCGUGCAGCGUUGCUCGUAUUCGCAAGAACCUCUCUCCUAAACACUCUGGCAGCUUCCAGAUCUGUGUGUGUGUGUGUGUGUGUGUGUGUGUGUGUGUGUGUGUGUGAGAGAGAGAGAGAGAGAGAGAGAGAGAGAGAGAGAGAGAGAGAGAGCUGAAGCUGAGUGGAUGGUGACAGAGAGGCAUGCAGAAUGCUGAAGGAGGUAGGUUUGUGGAUGGUGAAGGUGAGUGCAGAGAGAGAGAGAGAGAGAGAGAGAGAGAGGAGAGAGAGCUGAAGCUGAGUGGCUGGUGACAGAGAGGCGUGCAGAAUGCUGAAGGAGGUAGGUUGUUGUGGAGUGUGAAGGUGAGUGCGGAUGACCGGCACCGUUAGCCGUUUGUUGCCACUGCAUAGUCUCUAGUGACAUGUACCAAUAAGUAUGAUAAACCGCAGAACUGAUAUGGCACAUGUUUCUUCGACUCACAAGCAUGAGGUUGAGCGCAGAGCUACGAGGAGAUGAACUCGCAGGUAAACUAGAUGCGUUGGGUCUGAGGGCAUACUCACACUGAGACUAGAUAGAGAGAAUCUGGUGGGGAUUCCGAUUAGAUACACCGCAGAAUAUCCUAGAGUGAUUAGGGAUGUCGUGAGAUAAACUCCGCGAGAUAUGUCAUGUGGGUUUAAGCAAUGAAGAUGCCCGCCAAGAGGCCAUGAGGUGGGUGCAAGAUGGAGAUGGUGUCUGUCUCCUCGAUCAACUAAGAGUGAGAUGCGACAUCAGAGAAGGGCGCAGGUUUUGUGCAAAUGAAGCCGUUCAGUGAAACUGUACGCAUGUGCAGGUGAUGGUGAACGAGGGAGGACAUACUGAAAGCAGAGGUCAAGGUGACGAGAGAGCGAUGUGUUGCUUUUUUCAUUAUGCUGUUGCCCUCUGCUCAUCGCUCUCUCGUUACCUUGCUGGGGGGCUUGAGAAGCCCCCCCCAUGCACAACGCUUCCCAGAUUUGAUGAAUGUUUUUUCGCCAAUUUUCUGGUUUCCUUCACGUCUUUGUCCUUUUACUC